CCGAUACGCGCGGCUUCGCUUCACUUCGUUUCGCUUUUCAUGUGGAAUACUUAAACUCGACUAUUCGAUAGCAAACUACUUAACUUUCGCGAAUCCCCUCCAACCCGAUUCACGAACUUUAUACGAUUGUUCGAUCGAUACUUCGGGAUACUGAUACUUGAAAUUGAUUGAAGAAAAAAAGAAAAGAAAAGAUUUUUCAUUGUUUCGUGUUCAUAUGUUAUUCGUAAUAUAAUCAACCGUGUGUAAUAGGAGAUGUACUGUAAUUAACUCCUUUCGAUAAUAGAUUAAUCAUUUCGUUGCUAAAUACGUUCGAGUAAUUUCAAGUGCGUCGAUAAUAUGGGCCAAUCCGUGUUAACAAAUAAUUAACGUGAAUCCAAUCGGAUCUAUCUUGAAAGUAAUAGCCGAAUCAAAAUUAAAUCGUGCAUUGAUCCAUAUAUACGUAAUAGGAAGUAACGCGUUCACGAGUAUUAGUUGUAUCGAAAAGAUCGAACAAGGACAUCGAGCAACAAGAGCGAAAAAAUAAACGAACAAACAAACAAACAAACAAGCAAAAACGAUAAUAACAAUAACAGGAACAACUACCAAGAAGAAAACUUAUUGAUAAAAAAUACAAAGGAAACGUUUUUACAGAGGUCAUUGUCGAUCGUCUCUAGGUCUUACAAUAUCCUUGAACCAAUGUCGAACUCAGUACGAGCGUAGAUAUCACACAGGAUUAAGUUUCACACAUAAAUAUCGUGAUUGAUUAUGGAAAGUUGAAGAAGAUGUUGACGAGCGCAUAUUUACCCGUACUAAUCGUAACGAUUUCUUUUAAUCUGAUAUAUUCGACGAAUGCAAUAAAUACAACGAGCUCUCUGCAGAGCGAAAAAAGUGACGAGGAUGAUACGAGAGAUGUUAUCAGACGUGGAGAAUUCGUAACGGACAUCCUUGCACAAAACGGUGGUAGUGCUAUACUUCCCUGCAAAUUCACCGAUCCCGGAAUAAUAACAUGGAUAAGACGAAAGGACAAACAACUUUUGACACUAGGAAAACUCACGUAUUCCAUAGACACGAGAUUUAUCGUUUUACAGGAUAAACCUAAUUGGAAUUUAUUGAUUAAAAACGUUAAACAAGAGGACGCUGGUAUCUACGAGUGUCACAUACAAACGGAACCAGUGAGACAGCGAUUGAUACGUCUGAACAUUACCAAUGCCUACUCCGUUAUACCAGGAAGUCCAGAUUUACACGUCAAACAAGGCUCGAACUUACGUUUGGAAUGUCGAUUGAUGGCCUUCGCAGAAACACCGAGUUUCAUAUUCUGGUAUCGCGACGAUCGUAUGAUCAAUUACGAUGACGAGCCUGGAGUUAAGAUCGAAGCUACGAAAAAUGGAUCUGUACUUCUCGUAGGUAACGUUAGAUUAUCCCACGGUGCUAAUUAUACUUGCUUACCGAGCAAUGCAAGGCCUACUUACAUCAGAAUACACGUUAUCGAAGAGGAAGAAAAUCCAGCAGCGAUGCACGAUAGUGGCGAUCGAAGAAGUUCUACAUCUAACGCAAGAAACAACGUUGGCUAUUUUUACUUUCUAAUAUUUUUUUCUCUCGGAGCUUUCGAAUUGAUCUUUCCGAAAACUUACUUAUUAACAACGUGACUGCCAAUUUCUCUAUCUCAGUCUUUCUAAUAUCUUUUAUCGAUGUAAGUUUUAUCAAAUAUUAUCAAUAAUCGGUGAACAUCGAUGUUAUAAAAACGAUCGUUUUGUCAUUGAAAUGAUUAAUGAGAAUAAAAUUAUUAUUUCUCAAG
Molecule: messenger RNA, 1774 nt
Organism: Vespula pensylvanica (western yellowjacket)
Lineage: Eukaryota; Metazoa; Arthropoda; Insecta; Hymenoptera; Vespidae
Exons: 8
Coding region: 762-1625 (287 amino acids)
Biological process (GO): synapse organization
Cellular component (GO): neuron projection membrane
Source: RefSeq, a predicted model, not a curated record